Molecule: messenger RNA, 2502 nt
Organism: Kwoniella shivajii
Lineage: Eukaryota; Fungi; Basidiomycota; Tremellomycetes; Tremellales; Cryptococcaceae
Exons: 6
Coding region: 1-2502 (833 amino acids)
Molecular function (GO): zinc ion binding; metalloendopeptidase activity
Source: RefSeq, a predicted model, not a curated record
AUGCGUACAUCUGCGCUACUCGCCAUCUUACCUCUCCUUGCCACUUCCACUCUUACCCUCGCCAGACCUACAUACGACGACGUCCCUCAGGUCAGGGAGCGAAAGACAUUAUCGUUUGGUCCAGUGCACAAGCACCAUUCAUUCAAAGUUGUAGAUGAACCUAUCAUUGUUUCUCGUUCCUCCUUGUUGAGCGAGUCUGUAGAUCCCAGGGAGGUCGCUAGUAAAUUCAUCGAGGAUAAGAUAGGUGGAUCAGAAGGAGAUGCUUUCUACAUUCGCGACGAUAGUUAUACCGAUAAGAGUACUGGUAUCACCCGUAUCUUCGCCAAACAAGUCGUCAACGGACUUGAAGUUUCCGAUGGUGAUUUGAACUUGAACAUUGAUCGAGAUGGGCAUAUCAUCUCUUGGGGAAACUCAUUCCACCCAGGAGAUGUACCAAGUCUUCAUGAUAUGAAUGAAGGAUCUUCAGGUGAAACUGAACGGACUUGCAAGAUUCUUAAAGAUCACUACGACGCUCACAAGACACAUCUUGCCGAACUUCAAGGCGAAGAAGGUGCAUGGGGUUUAGUCAAAUCAGCUGCUCAAGUCAUUCUAGGUGGUAAUCUUACGCCUAAAGAGAUUGAUGAAAAUGCCAUUAGAAAAGUACACAAAUCAAUGAGACAUAUCAAACAUCAUCAAAAAGCUUUAUGUCAACAACCAUUCACGGUAGCUUCAUCUGGUAUCUUAUCCCCUAUCGAAGGCUUGAUUUCUUUAUUACCUAGAAUUCACGCAAGUAACGAUAAUUUCCAAGGUGUUUCAGAAAUCGAUUUCGCUUCUACAUCUCAACAUGAAUUCAAACCUAAAUCAGCUCCUGCUGAACCUCCAACGGAAAUCAUCUCUGGACCAGGUCUUGAUAAAUCAGGUGUCGUUUCUGAUAUCCCUGCCAGACUCAUGUACACUCAAGUAACUGAAGGUUCACCAAGACUUGUCUGGAAUUAUAUAGUCGAAAUGAAAGAUAGUUGGUAUGAAGCUUAUGUAGAUGUCAAGACUGGUGAACUUUUAAGGAUUGUAGAUUGGGCAACAGAUUUAGAUUUCGAGCCUUCAACUAAAUCUAAUAAGAAUGUAGAAGUAAAGAAAGGCGGUGGUCAAAAACCUCUUCCUACUCCUCCCAAGUACAAGCCCUAUUCCUACCAAGUCUUCCCAUGGGGUGUCAAUGACCCUUCUACUGGUAAUCUUUCCGUCGUUACCAACCCUUGGGAUAACGUUGCUUCCCCUCUUGGUUGGCAUGAAUUCCCAACCUUCGCCAACCCAUUUGAUACUCAUAUCGAGGGUCAACACGUCGGUAAGAAUACUACCACGUUCACCACUACCACUGGUAACAACGUAUACGCACACGAAGAUUGGGAAGGUCGGAAUAAUUUCUUGAAGAACUACCGACCUGUCGCUAACGAUUCCGUCUUUGUUUACGAUUACGGAGAGCCUGAUGGACUUAAACCUACCGAAUAUAUCGAUAUGGCUGUCACUCAAUUAUUCUACACUUCGAACGUCUAUCACGAUCUUCUCCACCGGGUCGGUUUCGACGAACUUUCCGGUAAUUUCCAAGCUUACAACUUCGAAAGAGGUGGUUUGGGCGGUGAUCCAGUCAUCUGCAACGCUCAAGAUGGAUCGGGCUAUAAUAACGCCAAUUUCAUGACACCUCCAGACGGUCAAGCUCCAAGAAUGAGAAUGUAUAUCUGGGACACCGCCACUCCUUACAGAGACGGUGAUUUAGAGGCUGGUAUCGUGAUCCACGAGUAUAGUCACGGUCUCUCCACUCGACUGACUGGAGGACCUUCAUCGUCAUCGUGUCUUGGUUGGGGAGAAGCGGGAGGAAUGGGCGAGGGUUGGGGAGACGCUGUCGCUACAUUGAUUCGUCAAAUCGAAGAACAUCACAACUACAAGAACGGUACUGAUACCUACGGAAUGGGCGCUUGGGCAGCCAACAAUGGGAAGGGAAUCAGAAAUUUCCUGUAUUCAACUGAUAAAGAGAUUAACCCUUCCACUUAUAAGUUCCUCAACAAAGGCAACUAUUGGGGUGUACACGCUAUCGGCGAAGUCUGGGCUCAAACAACCUUUAUCGUCUCACAGCGACUUGUUGAGGAGUAUGGAUUUGGUGAAACCCUUUUCCCACCAGAAGACAUCUCAAAACCCAAUGAUUAUUACACCAAGACAUCGCUUGAAUCGGUUGAUUCUCUUGGUCGACCAGUCCCUCUUAUACCUAAACACGGUAAUACUCUUCUCCUUCAAUUACUGAUUGACGGAAUGAAACUCCAACCUUGUCGACCCUCUUUCUUUGAUGCAAGAGACGCCAUCAUCCAAGCUGAUAAGAUCCGAACUGGAGGUGCUAAUGAGUGUAUCUUGUGGAAUGCCUUUGCGGAGAGUGGUCUAGGUGUAGAUGCUUCUCUCAUCGGUAAUACACCUUGGGGAGGAGGAAGGAGAGAAGAUGGAUUCAACGUUCCCAAGAAAUGUAAGAAGAGCAAGCAUUAA